This is a messenger RNA of Cylicocyclus nassatus, 1624 nucleotides long. The record is from the annotation of a GenBank genome assembly. NCBI's taxonomy places the organism in Eukaryota, Metazoa, Nematoda, Chromadorea, Rhabditida, Strongylidae.
AAAAACCAUGUCUUCCUCAUCGUGUGUAGAGAAACUCGUCCCAUCGUCAUGCGUCUGUCCGCUUCCAUGUUCGUGCAGCCGCGCAAACGUCAUUGCUGAUCUACUUGGCGUAUCUCCAAUGUAUCAUCAAGAAGAUACCGCUCGUUGGAACUCGGCCGCUUGCAUCUAUCAAGCUAUGAAUGAUCCUGGAUCAAAAUCACUUCUUCAACAACCAACCGGAGAUCGUAAAGUUAGAAGCGCAUAUCACUCACCGGAACGUGACUCGAAUCAUCGCACUCAUCUUGGUAUAGGAGGAAGUAUGCACAAUCUUACCAGUCUGCCGUUUUCACUGCACAAGGUCUCUUCUAUCAAUCGCUCUUUUGCUGGAACCAAUCCAGGAAGUCGUGGAGAUUCAUCGCUGGAGCUCGAAGCUAUAGCAGCUGUUCACGAGCUAUCAUUUGCCGUGCAAUCAAUCAGUGUGUCUGAAAUGCUUCCUCGUACUCAAGACCUCAUCUUCGUGAACCUUACAACCAUUGAAGAGCAACCAUUCUGCUUGGAACUAACGCAUAAAGGCUGGCGUAUCACCUCACUCCGUCUCGACUGCAUGGUUGGCGACUUCACCCGCCUCGAGCUGUUCACCAAGUACUAUGACUCAUUGUUUUCGCUAAUGGAUACGAUAUCACCCGGUUAUCGUGCACGAUUUGGCGAAAAAUUAGCUCUAAGACUGAAAAUGCUUGAGAACGGUGACGAAUCCGGAGCUGCGCCAUGUGGUAGCUAUGCAUCGCUCCCGUUGAGUCGCGGCUCAUCUCAGUGCUCCUUCGGCUCCUUACCGGAUGUGACACCGACGAAUACUCCUGCAAAGUUCAAUGCCAAAAUUGCGUUGAAGUGCUGACGCUUCUCUGUCUUCUAAUUGAAUUCCUUCCAACGGGUCCUCGGAUUACGAAUCCCCUUGAUUUGUCUAGUCAUAGUGUGACAAGGUUUUGUUUCGUGCAGAGAAACGCGCUCAAAGUGCGUCCCUCCGUAUUAUUUUACGUGUAUUAGUUAUGGUUCUAUAUGCAUCGACAGCGACUUGAUCUAGGCUCGGCUAAACUAGCUUUUUAACUUCAAAUUUGCGAUGAUUCAAGGCACAUUCUGCCGCUUUGGUCUAGGAUUUAAAUGAUUGCGUUCCUAUAGUACGUCUUAGGGCAAGUGUAUCGUUUUGUUCUUUUCUCAAGCUGAAGCGUAGAUUGAGUGUAUGUAACUGCAGAGAUUCUUUAUCUUUUGCAUUCAGCGUAUUUAGCCUUGUUUUGGUGUUGUACUUUUUUUGUUUUUUGUGGCAUCUGUUAAAUGGACAACUUCUAUAUUUAUUUUACGGGUCUAACUAUUUUUUCUUAGCAUAUUUAGAAGUUUGAGUCAUAUCUCAAAUUAGGUUAUGUCUCGUUAGGCCUAUAUAAUAUUGUGGUUGGUAUUGUUUUGUGUGAGCCUUCAUUUAUAGAAUUUAUACAAGAACUUAUAUGCGCGCAUAUCUGAGCAUAAAAGUAUAUUCAUUUUGUUACUGUUCGCGUAGUUAUAUCCAUUUUGUUACUGUUUACGUACUAAGUUGUAGUAUGAUGUCGUCGAAGUUCUCGUUACAAUAAGAUUGAUUUCAGAGACUAUAUCAUUUUGC